Chondrus crispus (carragheen) is the source of this 120-nucleotide messenger RNA. RefSeq lists its product as hypothetical. The coding region runs from base 1 to 120 and encodes 39 amino acids. The record is from RefSeq and is a predicted model, not a curated record. The transcript has a single exon. Lineage: Eukaryota; Rhodophyta; Florideophyceae; Gigartinales; Gigartinaceae.
AUGGCUUAUCUGGGAACUCCAUCUUUUACUUUAACUUCAGAGAGUCAAAAUCUCAGCUCGUGUAUCGCGAAUGCCACCCAUCGCCACGUCAUGCCAACAGCCCCAAAAACGAGAGCCUGA